This is a messenger RNA of Cylindrotheca closterium, 375 nucleotides long. Lineage: Eukaryota; Bacillariophyta; Bacillariophyceae; Bacillariales; Bacillariaceae. The record is from the annotation of a GenBank genome assembly.
AUGAUGCGAUCUUUUGCUCUGCGACAAAUGACAAUGGCCUUUGGCCGCAUUCCAAACACUCCCGGAUCAAUUUCGUUGAUCACUUCGCGACACCUCUCCUCGCAAGGAGUUGCCGCUGUUGAGAACCUGCGUGAUGCACUUGAAGAAUACCGCAAGGAACACUACCGUCAAUGUUUGCCUUCCCGUUUCAAGAAGGACCUUGUCAAGGCAGCCACAAACAGAGAAAGUGGCCGCAUUGCAAUUGAUGAUUUGCAACAAGUUAUUGCUAAUAUAAGCAUGGAACACAAGAUCAGUGAACAAGAAAUGGAAACAAUAUUUCAAGAAUUGGGAGAGUCUGGCAAAAUAUCCGCUGACAAAUUCAUGAAGAUGAUCUAA